Messenger RNA from Phoenix dactylifera (date palm), 1110 nucleotides. Its product is annotated as glutathione S-transferase U18-like. Gene Ontology annotation, cellular component: cytoplasm. Gene Ontology annotation, biological process: glutathione metabolic process. The record is from RefSeq and is a predicted model, not a curated record. Lineage: Eukaryota; Viridiplantae; Streptophyta; Magnoliopsida; Arecales; Arecaceae. Gene Ontology annotation, molecular function: glutathione transferase activity.
GCAGCUUUGACCUUUUUGGCAGCACGAGCCCAUUAGCCAUCAGAUACUCGAAACUUUCGCCGCCAAUUUAGAAAAUACUCGACCUGUUGCACUCCAUCUCGUCUAUACGGCUAGAUCAGAUGAGGCCCGCAAUCGCAUGAUUUUGGAGAGAAUGGCAGAAGCUGGAGAGGAGGUGAAGUUGGUGGGUAGAUGGGGAAGUCCCUUUGUGGUCAGGGUGGGGAUCGCCCUCCACCUCAAGGGGGUGGGCUACGAGUCCUUGCAAGAGGAGUUCGGGAAAAAGAGCGAGAUCCUCCUCAAGUCCAAUCCCGUCUACAAGAAGAUCCCCGUCCUCAUCCACAAUGGCAAGCCCAUUUGCGAGUCCAUGAUCAUCGUCGAGUACGUCGACGAGGUAUGGGCCAGUGCAGGGCCUUCCAUCCUCCCCGCCGACCCCUAUGAGCGCGCCAUCGCUCGCUUCUGGGCUGCAUACGUCGACGACAAGCUUCCAUCGGCUGUCCGGAUCUUGUUAGGAUUGCUUGAAGGGAGCAAGGAACAAGCAAUGGAACAAAUAUUCACCACCGUCCAACUGCUGGAAGAUGCUUUCACAAAAUGUUGCAGAGGGAAAAGCUUCUUCGGCGGGGAGACUAUUGGCUACAUCGAUAUCGCCUUUGGUAGCUGGUUGGGGUGGUUGAAGGCAGUUGAGAAGAUGUUCGGCAUCAAAUUUUUUGACGGAGAAAAGUUACCUCUUUUGGUUGGAUGGGCGGAGCUUUUCUGCUCCAACGAUGCCGUGGUCAAUAUUAUGCCACAGGUCGAUACGUUGAUAGGAUACAGCAAGGUUUUUGAAAAAAAGAAUUGAGCAUGGUUCUAGCAGCCAUAUAUGCGACCCUGCAAAAAGCACUACUCUGUUUUAUUCAGGGGGAAAGCUUGCUCCCUGAGGAGUUUCCAUUAGCGUAAUGAGCUCUGCUAGCUUGACAUGAUCUGCUAGACCUCUACAUCUAUAUGUAUGCUUCUGUCUACAUUUUAUUUUAUCUUAUUUUUGUCUCCCAAUAAUUCGUCUAGUACCAUUAUUGUACCAGCUUUGUUAAUUGUUGUGAAUUGAGAUCAUUAUUGUUCAAUAAUGUUGAGAUUGAAAUA